This is a messenger RNA of Monosiga brevicollis MX1, 2058 nucleotides long. RefSeq lists its product as uncharacterized. The transcript has 3 exons. The coding region runs from base 1 to 2058 and encodes 685 amino acids. Lineage: Eukaryota; Choanoflagellata; Craspedida; Salpingoecidae. The record is from RefSeq and is a predicted model, not a curated record.
AUGAGCUCAAGUGAGCUGCGCCGGCGGGCAGUCCGCCGUCCCGCUUCCCAGCCACAACCGGGUGUUGCAACCCUGGGCGAUGUCGUCCGCCACGCCUAUGUGAAGAACAUGGCCUUGGACACGGACAAGUGCCCCUUGGGGCGAGCUGUUGUUCAGUCGCGCUUCUGGCGUCACUUACAACACACCUUCUUCCAAGAUCAGACCAAGGCCGUGCUCUUGGAGAACAUGACUGUAACAGAGUAUGAGCAGUACCGACACCAACGUCAGAGCGCAGCCCGCUGCCCUCACACGACUUUACAAGUGACCACUAUCACUGGCUCGCAAGAAAGGUCUCCACCCCACACGGGCUCGGAUCGAAUGGUAACGCGACAUGCUGACUCGUCGAUUGCCAAGCCCAAGAUGGCACCCCAAAUUAGCACCCCCACAGAGACCAACAUCAACCCCAAGCAAACUGUUCGUCGCCGGCGCGCCAGCAGCGAGCCAGUGCCCGUGCAAUUCGUGCACCAGACUCACUUCGACGAAGGCAGCCUCAGCGCCAAAAAGCUCAAGGCCCAGCACCACAGCUAUCCGAUCACGGAUAUUUCGCAGCGACCCACCAACACCGUGGAGCACGGUUCCAAUGGCCGUGUCCAUGGCUGGCGCCGCCGCCGCUCGUCUGGUCUGCUGGCGCAUGCUGGUCACGCCAACCGGCGUCAGAGCGUGCAAGGCCAAGAUGCUCGUCGUGAGAUGGUGCAGCGCUUACUGACGCUCAGUGCCUCUCAGCUACAGCAGAAAUGGGCUCAACACGUCCGCUUGAUGCAGAUGGCCCAAUCCAUGACAAUGCAGGCCGACCAGUCGCCCCAGCCUCUGCCACACGGACAGCAACAGCAACAGCAUACCCCUCAACAUCAGUCGCCACAAGCACAACUCCCACCCUCGCAUCUCCAACACGAACAACGACAACAACUAAUGCAGGCGCUCACUCAGCUGGUCGCUGCAGCCCAAAUGAAGCAAGCACAGGCAGGACCGACCCCAGCAGCUACCAUCCCGUCUGCCCCAAUCGCCCAAUGUCCCCACGACCUCUCACCCACAACCAGUGCUGAACACAGUGAGGAUGAGGAGACCAUCGCCGGUAUGGCGUCAGUCUCCAUCACCCCACGUCGUCGUUCCUCCUUCUUGAGCAGCAGCCUCGACCUCCGCUCCCGCAACACGUCAAGUAACCCCGCCCCUCAUGCGCGUCGCUGGAGUUCUGCCGAAUUGACCCUGGACUCGUGUGAGCCCGAUUACACCCAUCGCCGCAGCAAGAUCCCAUUAAACCCUCGCCGCAUGCGCAUGCGCCGCCGCUCCUCCAACACCAUCGGUGUCGCUGCGUCUUGCGGUAGCUUGCCAGUGAACGCCAAGCCCAUCAUCAAGCCCAAGCCAAGCACGACCCUGGCCGACGUUGUGCGUCAAGCCUAUAUCAAAAACCACAAGCUAGCUGCGUCCAGCGACGCUAAACCCCUCUCGACCAAAAACCAGCGACUACGGGCCCCAACCAGCAACAACCCAUACUUGUGCCGCAUGGUACAGCAAAGUCGCUUCUGGCGUCAAUUGCAAGGCAUCUUUUUCGAGAACCCAAGCGAAUGCAGCCUCUACGAAGCGAUGACAGUGACCGAGUAUGAGAAGCACCGCAACUCCAAGCUUCAACCGACAACGAUGGCCCCAUCAACAACAGCAACGACAACUCCUCGGGACACUCUACCGGCUCAUUCCAAACAAAGCCCGAGCCCCAAUACCGCUGCCAAGAAUAUUCCUGUUGCCGAAGACACGACAGACGCGAUGCCAACCCGCAUCUCCCACUUGCACACCUCUCCGACAUGGCGCGCACCGCGUCUGGCUCGCCGCCACAUGGCAACCUGUCACUCAAUCAUGAAGGCUCGUACCGUCAACAACCAAUCUCAGAGCUACCUUCCCUCAAGCGUCCAAGUCUACCCCCAGCCCAAAAAUGUCACCGUCGCGCCCCGCUCUGACGACUACAGCCAACCAGAGGCUUGUACCCACUUUGCCAUUCAGAAUCAUGCUCGAGUUUCUGUUUUUUGA